Hipposideros armiger (great roundleaf bat) is the source of this 6319-nucleotide messenger RNA. RefSeq names its product fem-1 homolog C (gene FEM1C). The record is from RefSeq and is a predicted model, not a curated record. The transcript has 3 exons. Gene Ontology annotation, molecular function: protein binding. Bases 584 to 2437 code for a protein of 617 amino acids. Lineage: Eukaryota; Metazoa; Chordata; Mammalia; Chiroptera; Hipposideridae.
CCGCCCUCCCCCGGCCCAAUGGCGAGGUUGCCGCGUCAGUGAUGUGAAGCACUGCUCAGGCUUGUCCGGCCCCCGGUCCGCAGCCCAUUACACCAUCCGCCGCGGCAGCCGCUGCAGCAGCAGCAGCUGCAGCCCGCGCAGACUUGGGAGGGCGGGAGGCCUUCUGGCGUGGCGGGGCGGGGCGAGCGGCACGACCGGACUCAUUCCUGUGGGGCUGGGGCAUGGAGGAGCUGUGCGACCUCAGGCGGAGCAGGGCGGCCCGGGCGGCGGCGAGGACAACGGUUUCAAUUUGAAGGGGGCGGCCCGCGACCGAGCGGCCAGCGGCGGCUGGAAGGACUAGCCCACGGGCAGGUAGUGGCGGCGGCGGCCUGCCCGAGCCGGGGCUGCGGCCUGAGUUUGGUGCUGUGAUUGUCAGAUGUUGGAAGGCAAUAGGACAGAACAUACUCUCCUCGGUUUUAUAUCCGUCCUGGGGUGCAGUGAUUAACAUUGAACUGGUUCCCGAAACUCUUGUCUGUGUCGAUAGAGUUAAGCUGGAGCUUUGCUUUUAAGGAUAAAGAAAGCACAGCCUCUCAACUGGACAUAAAUGGAUCUAAAGACAGCAGUAUUUAACGCAGCUCGGGAUGGCAAACUCCGGCUUCUCACCAAGUUGUUGGCAAGCAAAUCCAAAGAGGAGAUUUCCUCCUUGAUCUCUGAAAAAACAAAUGGGGCCACGCCACUCUUGAUGGCGGCCAGGUAUGGGCACCUUGACAUGGUGGAAUUCCUCCUCGAGCAGUGCAGUGCCUCCAUAGAAGUCGGGGGCUCGGUCAAUUUUGAUGGCGAAACCAUUGAGGGGGCUCCCCCUUUGUGGGCCGCUUCUGCAGCAGGACAUCUGAAGGUGGUUCAGUCUUUGUUGAAUCAUGGAGCAUCUGUCAAUAAUACGACUUUAACCAAUUCAACUCCUCUUCGAGCUGCCUGUUUCGAUGGCCAUUUGGAAAUCGUGAAGUACCUUGUGGAACAUAAAGCUGAUUUGGAAGUGUCAAACCGACAUGGGCAUACCUGCUUGAUGAUUUCCUGUUACAAAGGACACAAAGAGAUUGCUCAGUAUUUACUUGAAAAGGGGGCAGAUGUUAAUAGAAAAAGUGUUAAAGGUAAUACUGCAUUGCAUGAUUGCGCAGAAUCUGGAAGUUUGGACAUCAUGAAGAUGCUUCUUAUGUAUUGUGCCAAGAUGGAAAAGGAUGGUUAUGGAAUGACUCCCCUUCUCUCAGCAAGUGUGACCGGUCACACAAAUAUUGUGGAUUUUCUGACUCACCAUGCACAGACCAGCAAGACGGAGCGGAUCAAUGCUUUAGAGCUUUUGGGAGCCACAUUUGUAGACAAAAAAAGAGAUCUACUUGGGGCUUUGAAAUACUGGAAAAAGGCAAUGAACAUGAGAUACAGUGAUAGGACUAAUAUAAUUAGCAAACCAGUGCCUCAGACACUGAUAAUGGCUUAUGAUUAUGCCAAGGAGGUAAACAGUUCAGAAGAGCUGGAAGGCCUUAUCGCUGAUCCUGAUGAGAUGAGAAUGCAGGCUCUGUUAAUUAGAGAACGAAUUCUUGGUCCUUCUCAUCCUGAUACCUCUUAUUAUAUUAGAUAUAGAGGUGCUGUCUAUGCAGACUCUGGAAAUUUCAAACGAUGCAUCAACCUAUGGAAGUAUGCUUUGGAUAUGCAGCAGAACAAUUUGGACCCUUUAAGCCCAAUGACUGCCAGCAGCUUAUUAUCUUUUGCAGAACUGUUCUCUUUUAUGCUGCAGGAUAGGGCUAAAGGGCUGCUGGGCACCACUGUUACAUUUGAUGAUCUUAUGGGCAUACUGUGUAAAAGUGUCCUUGAAAUAGAGCGAGCUAUCAAACCAAUCCAUUGUCCACCUGACCCAUUACAGUUAAAUAAGGCUCUUUCCAUCAUUUUGCAUUUAAUUUGCUUGUUAGAAAAAGUUCCUUGUACUCUAGAACAGGACCAUUUCAAAAAGCAGACUAUAUACAGGUUUCUUAAGCUGCAUCCAAGGGGAAAGAAUAACUUCAGUCCUCUUCAUCUGGCUGUGGACAAGAAUACUACAUGUGUAGGGCGGUACCCUGUUUGUAAAUUUCCAUCUCUGCAAGUUACUGCGAUACUGAUAGAAUGUGGUGCUGAUGUGAACGUCAGAGACUCUGAUGACAACAGUCCCCUACAUAUUGCUGCUCUGAACAACCAUCCAGAUAUCAUGAAUCUUCUUAUUAAAUCAGGUGCACAUUUUGAUGCCACAAACUUGCACAAACAAACUGCUAGUGACUUGUUGGACGAAAAGGAAAUAGCUAAAAAUUUGAUCCAGCCCAUAAAUCAUACCACAUUGCAGUGUCUUGCUGCUCGUGUCAUAGUGAAUCAUAGAAUAUAUUAUAAAGGGCAUAUCCCAGAAAAGCUAGAGACGUUUGUUUCACUUCAUAGAUGAUAAUUUGACUGUAUUUUAGCACUGUUAAAGCACGAAUUGUUAACAGUUGUUUCAUAAAUGAGCACUGUUGUGAUAACACCAGCAUUCAUUUAGCUUGAUAUCAUCGUGCUCUCAUUGGCUAAAGCAUUAUAAGCAUCAAAUUUACAGGAUUGGUUUCCCAGUAUUUAAUAUAAAUAUACCAUAUAAUAUAUUGUUUGUGAAUUUUUGAGAAAUGUAAUGUCAUAUUCAAAUUUCUAAAAUUGUCUGCCAAAGGCUUAUCCAUUCUAGUUUUGUUUGCUGUUGGUUGUUUGGGAGAGUUAACCAUUUUUCAGUGGUGUGUAUACUUUUCUGGUUUGUGAAUUUUAUACAAAUGAAGGUCUUUUUUUUCUGCUCCCUUCUCUUUUUCAAGCUUCUCCCGUUUACAGUGUUUUUCUGAACCAUUUCUACUUAUUUUGUUUUCCCUUAUGGACCUAUGCUAGGGUGUACAAACUUUAUGGACUUGUUACCAUUUGCAGUUACCAUAAGUGCUUUAUCUUCUCUAUGCACAGGCUUAAACUUGACUGUUGUAUGUUAGCAUAUUUUCUAUGCAGCAGUUGGUCAACUUCAACUCAAAACACUGUUAAGUUUGUUACAAAGUUCAUUUUAUGAAAGUACUCUUGUAGCAUGACAAUUUUUAGAGCGACUGGUUAGCUACCUGAGCUCAAGCUUUUUUUUUUUUCCUUCACGUCUGAGAUUUCUUUCUCUCAUCCACUGAAAUUAUUGUGUGCUAAAUUUGGGAAACAAGUCUAUUCUAACUCAUUAACCCAGUUGAAAUUUAGGUCUGUCAUCUUAAUAUAUCAUGCAGUAAAAGGAAGACUAUAAAAUGACCCACCUUUCAUGCUGUGCCAGCAUUGUCCUGCUUGUGCUGAUGAUGUCAUUAGGUGUAGAGAAUUUGCUUAAAUUUAACCUAAAGUUUAUCACACAGCUUAAUGAGUCACAUUGAAAUAUUCAGUAAUUGAACUGCAAAUCACUUUUAGUGACAAAAAGAGCUAAAAGCAUGUCAGUGGCAUGAUGCUUGCCAAGCCAGAUCUAGGCACCUAGGAUAAUUAAGGUAUUUUAGUAUGCAAUUUACUGCCAUAGUAUCAAAGGUCAGUAACGGUGUUCUUUCUUUCUUCAAGCUUAAGCAUACCUUUAAAGAUAACUUGCAUGAAUUACUUUGGUCUCAAUUAUUUGUCACCAUAGUUAAACACAAAAGGUUGCAGUGCUUCCUGUUCUCUUACUGAAAGUUAGCUCUUCUUUCUUUACUUUUUUUUUUUUGAUUUUUUUUUUUUAACAGUUUUGCUAAUGCCACAGAAAGGGCUCUUUUAACUGAAGAAAAGAUAAGUGAAAAGUACUAAAAAAAGAUUCAGGUAAUUAUCAUUCAGCACUUUACUGUUACUCAGAAUAAAAUUUAUGAUGGCAUAUUUGCCCUGCAAAUGUCUUAACAAAAUUGUUCUGAAUAAAAACUCCUUAUUGGUUUGACAAAAAUUCAGUUGACCUGUGAAUUUAAUGAGCUGGAUCACUCGGAUUUUUGUGUUCACAUUUUAUUCUGAGGGUUGAUGUAAUGGUAUUUAAGGAGUCAUCAUUGCAAACAGUCAGUCACAUUAGGUUUAUUUCAUCAUCAGUAAAAUAGUAUUGAAGAGUAGUAAAUAAAACAGCGUUAGACUUACUUUCUGGUUAAAUAAUUGAGGUUUAAUUUUUUAAAAGAUAUCCUUAUUUUACUAGAUUGUAAACUUGAUUUCACCUUUGAAAAAGGUCUGGAUAUAGAUGGUUGUUCUCCAACCUUUGGCUGAAGAGAUUUAAAUAUUUACCAUGGGCAAAUUUGAUGAAAUAUUUGAACUGCCAGAUAAUAAGAAAAUUUGUAAUUUAGACAAAUAUUCUAGAAAUAUCAGACAUCAGUAUUUUGAAAUCAUUGACUCUAACCUUGGGAUAUAAUGCAUAGAUACAUGCAUGAGCUACUUUUUUUUUUAAAAAAAGGAAAGCUUUGCAAGUAGAGUAAAUUUAUAUUAGUUGAUCUCAAUUUUGAGAUAAAAGAUGAGCAACUGGAUUUUUAAGAGGUUUAAUAUUUCUCCCUCCUUUUUUGGGAGGGGUAGGAGGGCCUACAUGCUUUUAUAGUCAGGCACAUCUCACAGUGUUUUGCAGGUAAACUCGAAUUGUGCAACUAGUAUAAAAUAAGGAUUUCUUUACAUAGCGUUUUCCACCUCUAAAUAUAGAUAACUUAGAACUGUCCUUCAGUCUUUAUAACUGAAAUGCCUUAUUUCCCUUAGGAUACAAUUCUCCUGUUUGCCGUCUCCCCAAAUGCCAUUAGGAGCGCUUGAAAAAUCAGUAAACUGAUUUUAAUAACUAAAAAUUGUCCAUGAUUUUAUUUUAGAGGAGGUUGGUUAAUAAACGUGAUCUCAGACACCACUUAGGCAUGUGUCAGAAAGUAUUCUCAAAAUUGUGAGACUGAAUAAAAAAAAACCAAAACAACUUAUUUUUUUAACCACAGAUGACUAAUAAUGAGCUAAAUGUACUCAUUUGAAUCAAACUAAACUUGACACUGUAGCAUGGUGAUGUUGGCUGGAGUUAAUGUAUAAGUUUUGAUUAUAUUUCUAUAAAAACGCCAUUUUUAAGGCCUGCUGAAUUUUAGAUGUUCCACUAUUGAUCAUUUCUAUAAAAGAAAUGGUCAUUUUACUGAGAUUAGAUACCAGUCUACUUUAUCAGGAUAAGUGGAGUAUAGAUUUAAAGAAUAUUAAUUUUCUUAUCCAUGAAUCUGACAGGUGCAUAAGCCCAAGAAGUCAGCAUAAGAUAAUUUGGUGCCCAGUAUGAUUUUGAAGUUAAGUAACUGAUCACUGGUAAAGUAACUACCUUAAUGUAUAAUAUUUUAGAGACCCCUAUCUACUGUGACUUGGGAAAAUUGUUAGGUUAUAUUUGAAAAGGUAACUCUUUAACAUCAUAUUGCCCAACAGAAACUUUAGGUUGACUUUUACAGGUAUAAUAAUCCUUAUAAUUAAUUUUCUCAGAAUUGUGGGAGCUGGAUGAGGUAAUAACCAUAUUCUUGUGCACUGUAACAGCAACAUUAUUGCUUGGAACUUUAACAAUUUUAGAGUUAGAUACUAAGGAAACUAAUUGGUCAUCUUUUUUUUUCUCUUUUUUUUUGCCCUUACAUAUCACUAAACAACUAGUUUCUCUCCCUUUUGUCAGUUCCCAUUGUGUAUUUUUCAAAAGAAGUACUGUAUUCAGGUGCCAGCCAAUAAAUUGUCACACAAUGGAAAAUGAUAUGCCACAAUAUUCAUUGUAAGGUUUAAUAAAAUUAAAUUUGCACCAAGUACAAGUGUAUUCUUAUGAACUUAAUACUUGACUGAUGUUAUAUUUUGUUAGUGGACUCCUUCAAAAAACACUAAUUUAUGGGCAGUUAGAACUUGAGAUAGCAUUUAUUAUUACUACUUCUAUGUAAAAAACAAAGAUGAUUAAUGUACAGUUUAUUCUAAAUUUUUUUCCAGUAAAGACCAGAGAAAUUGAAGAUGGGAAGACUUUUGUUGUCAAAUGUAUGGGAGAGGGGUUGCUUUUAAUCCUUGUUUUUUUAACUGGUUUGGUAUUAAGUUUCAGAAGUGUGUCAUAAAUAUAUUAGUAUGAAGGUAAGUUUUAUAAAUUUAUUUCCAUCCCUUUGAAAUCAUAAAAUCUAGUACUGUUUGUCUUUUCCUUGUAUGUAAGUUUCCCAAUAUAAAAAUCUUUAAUAGAUCCAAAAAAAUUUACUGGCCAUAAUUUCUAAGCUCCAAGCAUAGAUUGAAAUAUCCAGUUUAGUAGGCUUUCCCCUUUUAAAUCACUAACCUGUCAUGUUAUAAAAAGUAGAGGCUCUGUCAUCCUUUUCACAGGGCUGUAUUAAACUAGAUUUUUUUACCUUUG